CCAAAAAUUCCAACUCACUACUGUCUCCGCUCCUUCAUCCUAACGAUCCUACAGCCCCUAGCCCAUAGGCUACGUCCCUCUUCUUCUUCUUCUUCUUCUUAUACCAAAAUCUUCUCCUUAAAAACCCUAAACCACUACGAAUUCAAAUUAAGAUGUUAAAUCGUUCCUCCUCCUCUUCUUCCUUUGCUUCUUGCUUCCGCUCCACCACUCUCCCAAUGGAUCUCGACCCAUCAACGACGGAGCCGCUGCCGCUGCCGCUGCCGCUGCCGCCGCCUCCGCCGCGCACCUCCGGCACGGCCAACCUCAGCACAUGUGUCUACAACACUGACUUGGGCGUUUUCGUUCUCACCUGGUGCCGCAACGUCAUUGGCAGAGCUCUCCAUAUCGACCUCCGCUUGGAUGACCAUGAUGAGGAUGUCUCUUUUCGCCUACCCGUUAAGCCCUUUCUCUUAUGGCGCAGAUAUGGUUCGAAGAUAUUCAAUCUGAGUAACCCAACUAGGAAGGUUGAAAUUUUCUGGGAUCUCACCAAAGUCAAAUUCAAUUCAGGCCCAGAACCCCAAUCUGGGUUUUACGUUGCCGUUGUUAUUGAUGGCGAGAUGAUUCUUCUGGUCGGUGAUUCCUACAACCAAGCUUAUAGCAAAACCAGAGCAAGGAAGCCAGAGAGAACCCAAGUUUUGAUUUUGAGGAGAGAACAUGUUGUGGGAAAAAAAUAUUACACAACGAAAGCAAGAUUUGGGGGUAAGAUCAGAUGUAUCUCCAUUGAUUGCAGGGGGUGUUCAGGGGAUGAGCCCAGUCUCUUUUUCUGCAUCGAUGGAAAGUGUGUUUUGCAGGUGAAACGAUUGAAGUGGAAGUUCAGAGGGAACGAGAGGACUGAAAUGGAUGGUGUCCCAAUUCAGGUUUCGUGGGAUGUUUAUAAUUGGUUGUUCGAUGAUGCUAAUAAUGGACAUGCUGUGUUCAUGUUCAGAUUUGAGAAAAUGGACGAAUUGGAAGAAGGGGUUGUUGGGUUACCGCAGCAACAGCCCCAUGGGUUUGGAAUGAAUGGGUUCGAGUGGAAGAAGAUAAAGAAGAGUCUAUUAAAGACAAGGAGCUCGUCGUCGUCGUCAAUGUCUUCAGCUUCGUCUGGUUGCAGUUCUUCUGUGAUGGAGUGGGCUAGUACAGAAGAGACCGAGUUGCAGAGCCCAUAUGGGUUUUCAUUGCUGGUUUAUGCUUGGAAAAGCUGAAGGGCCUGAUUUAAAAAAAAAAAUUUCCCCCAUUUUUGUUAAUUCGUUGUUUGGACUGGUAAACAAAUCAUUUACUAACCCAUUUGUUCAUGAACAUAACAGAAUAAAAUUGUUCUUUCUCAUUAUCAUCUUCUGCUACUAGAAAAGAAAAAAAAAAUCUCUUUUUUCUGCUUUGGCAGUGAGGAAUUGAGGAUUGCUGUUGGUUCCUUAUUUCUUGAUUGAAUGAACAUGUACGAUGAACAUUGAUUAUAAGAAUGAAGAUGAAGAUUAACAUUUGUUUC
Macadamia integrifolia is the source of this 1501-nucleotide messenger RNA. RefSeq lists its product as uncharacterized. The transcript has a single exon. Bases 153 to 1220 code for a protein of 355 amino acids. NCBI's taxonomy places the organism in Eukaryota, Viridiplantae, Streptophyta, Magnoliopsida, Proteales, Proteaceae. The record is from RefSeq and is a predicted model, not a curated record.